GAGCGGACGCGGCGGGAGCUGCUUCUUCGGGGCGCCGAUGGCCAAGUGGGGAGAAGGGGACCCGCGCUGGAUCGUGGAGCAGCGCGCCGAUGCAACCAACGUCAAUAACUGGCACUGAUUAAUCCAUUGUUGAUUGGACAAUCUCCAUAACUACGCAGCACCUCUUUGUACAAUUAUAGUCUAUGUGCCAGGUUCCAGUAACAAAAAGAACAACUGUUAUCAUCAUACUGUGACUGAAAGAGAUGCAUCUAGCUGGUCUUCAGAGAAGCUGAAAACACUUUUUCUGACUGUUAGAGUUGAGAAUGAAGAGGGGACUUGUGAAGUGACAGAAGUGAGCAAAUUAGAUGGGGAAGCCUCUAUCAACAACCGCAAAGGAAAACUGAUUUUCUUUUAUGAAUGGAACAUUAAAUUGUCUUGGAAAGGCACCUCAAAAACAGGUGUAAUAUAUAAAGGUCAUGUGGAGAUUCCCAAUCUUUCAGAUGAAAAUGACAUGGAUGACAUUGAGAUCAAUGUUGGUCUUGCAAAAGAUGAACCAGAUACAAACCUGCUAUACUUGAUGAAGCAAGAAGGUGCAAAGCAGAUCAGCAACGCUAUGGAAACUUACAUCAGCACUCUUAAAACAGAAUUUACCCAAGGCAUGAUUCUGCCUACACUAAAUGGUGAACAGUCAGAGUCACAGAAUCAUCCUGUGCCUAAAGCAGUAAAGCACAAGAUUAAUGAACAAGUUGCUGGCAACAGUUCUGCAUCUAAAUCGGUUGGAGUUAAGAUUCCUACCUGCAAGAUAAAUUUGAAGGAUAUUUUCCUGACAUCCCCAGAGGAUCUCUACAGAGUAUUCAUUACCCAAGAGAUGGUACAAGCUUUUACUCACUCAUCUGCUGUUGUGGAGGCCGAUAAAGGAGGAAAGUUCCAACUGUUAAAUGGGAUCGUCACUGGCGAGUUCAUUGAACUAGUUUCUGCAAAGCAGAUUGCUAUGAAAUGGAGAUUUAAGUCCUGGCCAGAGGGACACUUUGCAACUAUCGUAUUGAGCUUCAUCGACAAGGGUAAUGAAACAGAAGUCUGUCUAGAAGGGAAGGGCAUCCCAGCCACUGAAGAAGAGAGAACAAAAGAGGGCUGGCAACGUUAUUAUUUUGAGGGUAUUAAACAGACGUUCGGCUAUGGAGCCCGAUUGUUUUAAUGUUGGCUACCGUGGAGUUUCUUCCCAAAGAUUCUGCCAUGUGAACUGAUUCACCUCUUGUGUGUUCUUUCUUAUCCUCUGUUUCACUAUUGUGACAAGCAGGAUGGCCCCGAAGGCCACUGAGCAGCACCAAUUCCAACCCUUCCCUGCCUGUGCAGGUCUUCUAUUUCAUGGGUUUCAAAGGUGGGAUUCUCAUAAAUGUACAUAUACCUUGUAUUGCUAAAUAAACUUAACUUAAAGAAGAGGUACCAGCUCUCUUAUCUGAGUAAAGAAAUCAAAAGAGCUUUUAAGCAAAGGGCAGAAGAGUUCCGACUCUUCAUGGAUAGAGAUCUUAAUUCAAAAGGUAUCUGAAACUUGUGGGAAUUUAACUAAUGGGAACAUAACCAUUAUAUUUAAAAUGCAUCAUUAUGUAAGGACAACUUUUUAUUUUUACUUUU
Messenger RNA from Pseudonaja textilis, 1611 nucleotides. The record is from RefSeq and is a predicted model, not a curated record. NCBI's taxonomy places the organism in Eukaryota, Metazoa, Chordata, Lepidosauria, Squamata, Elapidae.